Molecule: messenger RNA, 891 nt
Organism: Radiomyces spectabilis
Lineage: Eukaryota; Fungi; Mucoromycota; Mucoromycetes; Mucorales; Radiomycetaceae
Product: prohibitin-2
Exons: 3
Coding region: 1-891 (296 amino acids)
Biological process (GO): mitochondrion organization
Cellular component (GO): membrane; mitochondrion
Source: RefSeq, a predicted model, not a curated record
AUGGCUCAACAAGCGAAGCAAGCAGCUCAGAAAUUGGGCGGAAUGUUCCCUAAGGGUGCUGGUAAGGGUGCUGGUUCUGCCGCCGGUGCUCUUAUCGUUUUGGGUGCUUUGGGUUACGGAGUCAACGCAUCUCUCUUUAACGUGGAUGGUGGUCACAGAGCUAUCAAGUACACUCGUUUAUUUGGUGUCCAAAACACCGUCUACAAUGAAGGUACUCACAUCAUGAUUCCCUGGUUCGAGACCCCUAUUAUCUACGACGUCCGUGCCAAACCUCGCAACGUGGCUUCCUUGACCGGUACCAAGGAUUUGCAAAUGGUCAACAUCACUUGCCGUGUUCUUUCCAAGCCUCGUGUGGAUCAGCUCGCCACCGUUUACCGUACGCUCGGUCAGGACUACGACGAACGUAUUCUUCCUUCCAUUGUCAACGAAGUGUUGAAGUCGGUGGUGGCUCAAUUCACUGCUUCUCAGCUUAUCACUCAGCGUGAGCGUGUGUCCCGUCUCGUCCGUGACAACCUUGUCCGUCGUGCUUUGCGCUUCAACAUUAUCCUUGACGAUGUUUCUAUCACUCACGUCGGUUUCUCUCCCGUUUUCGAAACUGCGGUUGAAGCCAAGCAGAUCGCACAGCAGGAUGCUCAGCGUGCUGCUUUCGUUGUCGAUAAGGCUCGUCAGGAGAAGCAGUCCGUCAUUGUCAAGGCUCAGGGUGAAGCCAAAUCCGCUGAAUUGAUUGGUGAGGCUAUCAAGAACAAGCCUGGUUUCUUGGCCCUUAAGCGUAUCGAAGCUGCUCGUGAAAUCGCUACUGUUAUCUCGCGAUCAGGCAACAGAGUCAUGCUCGACUCUGAUACUUUGUUGUUGAACGUCAAUGCCAAGAGCGGCAAUGUAGAAAAGGAGUAG